AUGGCUGCAAAGGAUCCAAAGGAAACGUCCUCUACUGAAGGCGUUUCUCCUUCAAGCUCUACAAAUGUAAGCACGAAAUUUGGCGACCUGUUUGCGUUCUCAGGGCCAGCGCCGGAGAUAAUCAAUGGAAGGGCGGCUAUGUUGGGGUUCGUGUCGGCCAUUGCAGUGGAGGUUGCCAGCGGAAGAGAUUUGUUGUCGCAGUUGAAUAGUGGAGGACUGUCGUGGUUUGCGUUAACUGCAGGAUUAAUGACGGUGGGGACACUGGUGCCCUUGUUCAAUGGAAUGUCGAGGGAGAGCACGUCGCAGCCAAUAUUUUCAUCCACAGCAGAAAUGUGGAAUGGGCGCUUUGCUAUGCUCGGCCUCCUCGCAUUGGCUUUCACUGAAUACGUCAAGGGUGGACCGCUUGUAUAAACACCUGAAUAUCUAUUCCUAUUCAAACAUAAGCUCCAAUAGUGGAAGCUCUCACAUGGCAUUACAUGUUCCAGUGGAGUUUUCUUGUACUGUUUAACAUUUCAUACAGUUUAAUUAUACAAAACCUUGUAAAAAAUUCAGUCUUAUACUAUAAAGAAAGUUCGAGUUCAACUA
This is a messenger RNA of Cryptomeria japonica (Japanese cedar), 585 nucleotides long. Its product is annotated as early light-induced protein 1, chloroplastic-like. The record is from RefSeq and is a predicted model, not a curated record. NCBI's taxonomy places the organism in Eukaryota, Viridiplantae, Streptophyta, Pinopsida, Cupressales, Cupressaceae. Bases 1 to 411 code for a protein of 136 amino acids. The transcript has 3 exons.